AUGGCAGGUAACAUGGAUUUAAAGAUGAAAGGUCACAUGAAAGAGGAUGAAGGGGAAACGUUGAAGGAGGCUUACGAGAGGGGCAUGUUCGAAAAUCGAGACCAUGAGCGUUAUCGCGCUAUUCUCUUGAUGUACCAUGAUCAGAAUAAAGCCAUUGAAGCAAGGCAUCAGGAGGAGCUCAAUAAGGUUUGCAUUGCUGCGAAACUGGAGUACCUCAAAGAAUGCAAAUUUAUUUUUUACAUGUACCAUGAAAAGAAGAUGGCAGAGUUUGAGCUGGUCCUUGCCGAAUCCAAGCUUGAAGAUGUUAAGGUCCCUACUAUCGAUUGGUUCAAGUUGGGUGAGCCAAUGAUGUAUGACUGA
Eruca vesicaria subsp. sativa (arugula) is the source of this 360-nucleotide messenger RNA. The record is from the annotation of a GenBank genome assembly. NCBI's taxonomy places the organism in Eukaryota, Viridiplantae, Streptophyta, Magnoliopsida, Brassicales, Brassicaceae.